CCAGGUCUGACACAGGCAGGAGCUGCAGUGCAUCCAUGCUAGCCCCCUCAAGGGGAAACUCCAUGCCUAUCUGAGUCUGAUUUAUAUGUACAGAGACACCAACCAGGGGGCAGUACAGUGGGUGGCAAUCAAGAUGCCAACCUCAUGAGCAUGGUGGCCCGGUGGCACAAUGACGGUCCCCUUACUGAAAAUCGGGGCCGUGCUCAGCACUAUGGCAAUGGUCACCAACUGGAUGUCACAGACAUUGCCAUCACUUGUGGGUCUCAAUGGCACCAGAGGUGGUACUUCCGAGAAAAUAAUGCUCUUUCCCAGUCCUGAAGAUGGGUGGCAGAUAUACACAUCGGCACAAGCCCCAGACGGCAAAUGUAUCUGCACAGUGGUGGCUCCUGCACAGACCACCUGCUCCAGGGACCCCCGGAGUCGACAGCUAAGGCAGUUAAUGGAAAAGGUCCAGAACAUCUCCCAGUCCAUGGAAGUCCUCGAUUUACGUACAUUUAGGGAUCUGCAGUAUGUACGGAACACUGAGACCUUAAUGAAAGUCCUGGAUACCAAACUAAGAGCUACAGACAGUCAGAGAAGCAUUAACGCUAAAAGCUUUCAGGAGCUAAAGGAUAAAAUGAAGCAGCUGUUACCACUAAUCCCAGUCCUUGAUCAAUACAAAUCAGACACCAAGAUGAUUGUCCAGCUUAAGGAAGAAGUGAGAAACCUAUCCAAUGUCCUUCUAUUGAUCCAAGAGGAAAUGGGAGCUUAUGACUAUGAGGAACUUCAACAACGGGUUAUGAUCUUGGAGGCCAGGUUACAUGCUUGUAUGCAGAAACUAGGUUGUGGAAAACUCACAGGCGUCAGUAAUCCAAUCACAAUACGUGCCUCGGGUUCAAGGUUUGGGUCGUGGAUGACAGAUACUAUGGCCCCGAGUGCAGAUAACAGGGUGUGGUACAUGGAUGGCUACUACAAGGGGCGCAGAGUCUUAGAAUAUCGAAGCCUCAAUGAUUUCAUCAAAGGUCAGAAUUUUGUUCAGCACCUUCUUCCGCAUCCAUGGGCUGGUACAGGCCACGUGGUAUAUAAUGGGUCCCUUUACUACAACAAGUACCAGAGCAACAUUGUGGUGAAGUAUCAUUUUCGAUCACGAAGUGUCUCGGUGCAGAGAAGCCUUAACAACGCCGGCUACAACAACACCUUUCCUUAUUCCUGGGGUGGCUUCUCUGACAUUGACUUCAUGGUGGAUGAAAAUGGUCUCUGGGCAGUCUACACAACCAAUCAGAAUGCAGGCAACAUUGUAGUCAGCAAGAUAGAUCCUAUAACUCUUGAGAUCCUUCAGACCUGGGACACCGGUUACCCGAAACGCAGCGCUGGAGAGUCCUUUAUGAUAUGUGGGACCCUUUACGUCACCAAUUCUCAUUUGGCGGGAGCCAAAAUCUAUUUCGCUUACUACACAAAUUCGUCUACUUAUGAGUAUACAGAUAUCCCAUUUCAUAAUCAGUAUUCACACAUAUCCAUGCUGGACUACAACCCACGAGAGAGAGUCCUAUACACAUGGAAUAAUGGUCAUCAAGUUCUGUACAAUGUCACACUGUUUCAUGUGAUAAAGACUUCUGGAGAAUAAUGUUGACUGUAUAGGAUGAUCAUUCCACAUACUUUUGUUCUUUAUGGGUUUCCUUCUUUUUACAGUCUGAUAAUGUCAGUUAUUUCUAUGAAACGCACAGAACACAAAAAGACUUUCACGUGGUUGAGUGAGCAUGGUAUCAAAUAUACUUUUUUUCUGGUGGCAAAUAAAGACAGUAUUUGACAUUGACCAUUU
Messenger RNA from Pelobates fuscus (common spadefoot toad), 1798 nucleotides. RefSeq names its product olfactomedin 2 (gene OLFM2). The transcript is spliced from 6 exons. Gene Ontology annotation, biological process: signal transduction. Bases 170 to 1603 code for a protein of 477 amino acids. The record is from RefSeq and is a predicted model, not a curated record. NCBI's taxonomy places the organism in Eukaryota, Metazoa, Chordata, Amphibia, Anura, Pelobatidae.